Messenger RNA from Calliphora vicina (urban bluebottle blowfly), 645 nucleotides. It is a transcript of the gene RpL14, whose product is annotated as ribosomal protein L14. Gene Ontology annotation, biological process: ribosomal large subunit biogenesis; translation. Gene Ontology annotation, molecular function: structural constituent of ribosome; RNA binding. The record is from RefSeq and is a predicted model, not a curated record. Gene Ontology annotation, cellular component: cytosolic large ribosomal subunit; ribosome. Lineage: Eukaryota; Metazoa; Arthropoda; Insecta; Diptera; Calliphoridae. The transcript is spliced from 4 exons. The coding region runs from base 44 to 544 and encodes 166 amino acids.
CUAUUAUCGCUCUUUUACAUUUCUUUCUUUCCGGUUAGCAGUCAUGCCUUUCCAAAGAUUUGUCCAAACUGGUCGCAUUGCGAAAUGCUCGGCUGGUCCCUUGAAGGGACGUCUCGUCGCUAUUGUCGACGUGAUUGAUCAAAACAGAGUUCUUGUUGAUGGUCCUUUGACUGGUGUCCCCCGUCAAGAAUACAGAUUGAACAAUCUGCACUUGACCAAGUACCGCAUCAAGUUCCCCUUCACUGCCCCCACCCGCAUUGUCCGUAAGGCAUGGCAAGACAGUGACAUGAAGGCCCAAUGGAAGGUCAGCCCCUGGUCCACAAGGUCUCAAAACAUCUGCAAGCGUUCCCGUUUGAAUGAUUUCGAUCGUUUCAAAUUGCGUUAUGCCAAACGUCAACGCAACAAGUUGCUCACCGUUGCCUUCAACGCUUUGAAGAAGCGCACCAAGGAAGAUGGUACCGUCCGCAAAAUCAAGAAGGACAAACGUGAACGCAUUCGCGAAUUGAAGGCUCAAGGCAUCAAGAAGGGCGCUGCCAAGAAGUAAAUUUUACAAAUUUACUUAAUUUCUAAAUAGUUGACUAGUGUUUCUUUAAAAUGGAAAUAAUAAAAUAAAAACAAGAAAUAACUAUUUUAUAAGAAAACAAA